AUGAGUCAACUUGCAUCAUCCACAGAUCCGCCACCAUCAAAUACCAACAAGACAAAAUCAAAAAGAGGAAGGCCUCCGAAAUCAGCCCAAAAAUCAAAUAUUGUUCCCUCGGCCCCACUGCAUAAUGUAUUAGAAUUUAAACAGUCCUUCUCACAACUGUUAAGAAAGGAGGCCGAAUUAUUGGAAACCCGACCACCAUCGUUGCUUGAUACAGGGUUAUUAUCUAUCACUGAUUUAGAAAAUACUUUGAAUAAUGAUCUGCAAGAAGACAUGGAGGAUGAGGAAAUGGAGGAUAGCCAACAGCAUCAUGAUGACACAAGUCAUCUCACGGAAGUAGGAGCCGAAAGUCUGAAUGAAAUUUUCGAAAAUGCAGCUGUACAAAGGCCACAAUCAAAAUUACCUCAUCCAAGAACUCAAACUCUUCGAGAUUUACUGCUGAGUAAGGAUUUAUCAAUUAAAACACCAGAAGAAAUCAUUGAAGACGCAAUCAGAAAAGAAUUGAAAAGAACGAAAGGAAUGGAGGAUACAAUCAACAUGGAAGUACCUAAUGAUGUCAGGAAAGUGCUGGAUGUUUCUAGGAUACCAAAACUAUCUACCAUUAUUGAAGAAAUGGGAGAAAGUAAUGAAAGUGAGCGUCAACAAAUCGUAUUUAGUUUUAAUGAUGAAGCGAAAAUUGAAAAUGCAAUGUAUCUACCGAAACGUGUAGACAAUUUUAUUGCUCCCACUGAAGAGGCUAAUUAUUUUGGAAAACAAUACAAAACAAAAAACGAAAGACCGGCAAGCGACGAGGCUUUAUUGCAUGUUGCUAUUUAUCAUCCAGUCCGAAACACUAAAGUUAAAGAAUUUAUUGUGCUAGGAAGCCAAAAACUUACCGAGCUUAGAGAUUGUAUAGAUUGUUCUACAGAUGCAGCGUUGCUGAGUCACGUGUCCUUGUAUACUAAUUCUGGCUACUUUUUCAUUGAAAAUAUAUUUUACAAUGACAUGCGACAUGAGAACAAUAUUGACUACAGCGAGAAUAUCAUUACAUGGCUGAAAUCUUUUGACAACUUGGAAGGAUCCAAUUCAAACAAAACUAGUUAUUCAUCUAGACGAAUGGAGGAUGUUUGUUUUUAUGAUUUAUCCAUUCGAUUGAAUGAGCCAUAUAUUUAUUGUCAUAAUGGUAAUUGUAUGCAUUAUAUUGUCUUUACAGAAAUGAGAUUAAUCAACGAGAAGGAAGAUGUAAUGAAUAUUCAUGCAUAUCCAAUACGAUCAUUUCAAGCAAAACCUAAACGACGAAAAUGUGGAGUAUGCGAAAUCUAUCAAGCCAAGUACAUUACAUACAAAGACAAGCACACUUCAGACGAUCCUUCCUUCUUUUGCGACUCGUGUUACAGACAAUUUCACUAUGACCACACUGGUCAUUUGCUUUAUGGAGACUAUGAAGUGUUUGAAUAUAGAUACUUGGAACCAAGUGUGGUCGAUACAGUAAGAACUGGUGCCUUUAAAGGAUUGUUUCAUCCCGAGACGUUAAUUACAGGUAAAGAAGAUGCUGCUAAUAACUUUAGCAGAGGAAAGUACUCGUUGGGCCGCGAAAUUGUCGAUUUUGUUCUCGACAAAUUACGAAAAUUGGCAGAACGAUGUGAUUCUCUCCAAGGCUUCAUCUUGAACUGCUCGAUAGGAGGAGGCACAGGAUCUGGCCUAGGGAGUCUUCUAAUCAACCGAAUGCAGUCCGAUUACAAGACAGUGCCAAAAGUAUUGGUGGCAGUGCUGCCUUCGCCACAAGUUUCGAACGUUAUUGUAGAGCCUUACAAUGCAGUCCUGUCCUUAAAUGAACUUACUUCGAAUGCAGAUGUGUGUUUCAUGAUGGACAAUGAAGCCUUGUAUGAUAUUUGUCGUCGAGGACUAGAUAUAGCGUCUCCUACCUAUUUCCACCUUAACAAUCUCAUUUCCCAAACGUUUUCCUCUCUCACAACUGGUAUUCGUUUUGAUGCAAGUUUAAACAGUGACGUAAAAUCCUUUGCCAGUAACUUGGUUCCAUUUCCAAGAAUUAACUUUCUUGCUUGCUCGUAUGCCCCACUGUAUUCCCCAAUCAAAGCAUAUAAUGAGAUGAUUUCUGUUAAUGAAAUAACUUUGAGCGCAUUCGAAGCUGCAUCAAUGAUGGCCAAAUUCGACCCUAGACAUGGUAAAUUCAUGGCAGUGACCCUAAUGUACAGAGGUGACAUUGUUCCUAAGGAUAUUAAUGCUAGUAUUAUGGUUGUAAAGUCAAAGAAGACAUUCAAAUUUGUCGAUUGGUGUCCUACGGGAAUCAAAUGUGGCCUUACUACACAAAAACCAUCAGUGCUUCCAAAUAGCAUUAUUGCUCAGACUCAGAGAUCGGUAUGCAUGGCCUGCAACUCCACUGCCAUUGGAGAAGUGUUUAAGAGAAUAACGGACAAGUUCGACCUUUUAUAUGCUAAGCGAGCUUUCAUCCAUUGGUUUGUGGGUGAAGGACUGGAGAGUGGUGAGAUGGCUGAAUGUCGUGAAAACAUGGCACAAAUAAUUCAAAAUUAUGCUGAAUUAAAUGGUUCUGAUGAAGCUGCCACCACUGAAACUUCCAAAGAACCCAAUGCAACUGCCAACAAGGAAGCCAAACCAUCUCAUUAA
Molecule: messenger RNA, 2622 nt
Organism: Naegleria lovaniensis
Lineage: Eukaryota; Heterolobosea; Eutetramitea; Acrasida; Naegleriidae
Exons: 7
Coding region: 1-2622 (873 amino acids)
Biological process (GO): microtubule cytoskeleton organization; mitotic cell cycle
Cellular component (GO): microtubule; cytoplasm
Molecular function (GO): structural constituent of cytoskeleton; GTP binding
Source: RefSeq, a predicted model, not a curated record